CGCGAAUUUGCAUUUCGCAACUCGCCAUCUCCGAACUCUCCUAGCCCCUUUCGGAACUCCUCUUCUCCUUCUCCUUCUCCUUCUCCUUCUCUCUCCUGCACAGCACCACCAAAUCCGCAGGUGGAGAGCGUUCGUUGGCGACCUCUUCCCUUCCGCUAGGGUUCGCGGAUUCGACACGCGGCGCGCGCUUUGCAUGACGAGCGCUUCGGAGCUGUUCUACAACCGGAGAUCUCGCCUGCAGCGCGCCUCGGCGGCGGCGGCGGCGGCGACCGCGGGGUUUGAUCAGGGGUUAGGGUUCGAUGACGCCCCCGAUCGGAACCUCCACCCUCGCCGCCACCAUCACGCUCACAGGCAUGACCUGGACGGCUGCGAUCCUCUCCGGCGGUCCCCGCACGUGCGCCCCCGGGGCUCCCACUCCGAACGAGUGUCAAAUUGGGUAGGGCAAGGUACUUCUGCUUCUGGCAAUAGCACAAAUAUGCACCCUCUGAGCAGUGUGAGGAGACCUGGUAAUUCCACAAAUGAAAGGCUUCCUGGUUCUGUGCUGCUUGCUAGGGAAAGACUUCUUGAAAGGCUUAGAGGGGUCUCUCUUUCUGGAAACAGGCGAAGCAGCAGAGAGUCCUCCUCCACGAAUCAUCAAGAAAAUAUGUACGAUGAUCGUUGGAGGCUGGCAGAAAUAAGUGAUUGGGGAGUUGAAACUUCGAUGCAGUCUUCGACUGUAAGUUCUCACGUUAUUGGCUUGUCCUUGCCACCGGAGCCAAUAAUGACAAUGAGCAUGAAGAAGCCGCCUGGCCUGAGUCAGGAUGCGAUAGACCAUUUGCAACAGGAAUUCUUUGACUGUGCCGAUAAGGGUGCACGAGGACAUGUGGACGGGGUCAAGCAAGAAUGCUGUAUCUGUCUCGAGAGUUUUUUGGAAGGCGAUAGACUCACGUGUUUGCCCUGUGAGCACAAAUUCCACUCUGCUUGCUUGGUUCCGUGGGUCCGAACUUGCGGCGACUGCCCAUAUUGUCGCGAAGCCAUAACUGUAAGUACUAGCCAAACCAGAUGAGAGGAAAUCGUGUGGGUAAUUAGAUUUCGAUUUUCUUAACUCUUUUCUCGCUUGCCUGUCAGUUCUUCCACUUGAAAGUACUCGGAGAGUUUGACCUAUAGGUGAUGAUUCCGUAUCAUUCUGCGUUUUGUGUCAUGGAGAUUGUAUCACAUAGCAACUCUCAAACACUGAUGAUGUGGACAUUUUUUCCCCA
This is a messenger RNA of Syzygium oleosum, 1238 nucleotides long. Its product is annotated as probable E3 ubiquitin-protein ligase RHY1A. The transcript has 3 exons. The coding region runs from base 194 to 1045 and encodes 283 amino acids. The record is from RefSeq and is a predicted model, not a curated record. Lineage: Eukaryota; Viridiplantae; Streptophyta; Magnoliopsida; Myrtales; Myrtaceae.